Messenger RNA from Trichosporon asahii var. asahii CBS 2479, 450 nucleotides. RefSeq lists its product as uncharacterized. The record is from RefSeq and is a predicted model, not a curated record. Lineage: Eukaryota; Fungi; Basidiomycota; Tremellomycetes; Trichosporonales; Trichosporonaceae. The transcript has a single exon. The coding region runs from base 1 to 450 and encodes 149 amino acids.
AUGGGACGCUGGUAUCAAGUGGCAGGCACCGAGUUCCCGUACACGGCGGGACAGAAGUGUGUCGCGGCCUUCUACACCCUCAAUGACGACGGCACCGUCGGCGUGAACAACACGUCGGAGCGCCCCGACGGGUCCUUCAACCAGGCUGUCGGCAAAGCCUCGCCCGUGCCCGCCACUUAUGGCGCAAGUGGCGUUUACACCGUCGAGUUCGAAGGCGUGCCCGGCGCACGGGGGAAUCCCUGCCCCGGACCCAACUAUGUCGUGCAGGACUACACGGGCGAUUGGGCCGUCGUGCAGAGCCAGAACUUCUCCACUUUGUUCUUGCUCAGCAGGGUGCAGGAGCCCGGGGACGAGAAGGUCGAUGCGUGGAUUAAGCGCGCUGGGUUGUUGGGUACGGAUCUGAGCAAUGUGAAGAAGACGGAUCAGAGUAAUUGCAAGUACCUUGAGUAG